This is a messenger RNA of Ogataea philodendri, 552 nucleotides long. RefSeq lists its product as uncharacterized. NCBI's taxonomy places the organism in Eukaryota, Fungi, Ascomycota, Pichiomycetes, Pichiales, Pichiaceae. The record is from RefSeq and is a predicted model, not a curated record. The coding region runs from base 1 to 552 and encodes 183 amino acids. The transcript has 2 exons.
AUGCAAUCGGAACAGGAUCUCUUUCUGCUCUGGCAACCGACCGACUCUGUCUCGGACUGGUCCGAUUCCGACUCGGACUCGGGCGCAAAGUCGUCCUUCACAAGCUCUCUAAAGAUUAUCUCCUCUUCGGGUGCAGAGUCAGACUCGCGAGUCGUUUUCGCAUUGGACCAGUUCGCGGAACUUGCCCAGCUCUGCUUCGUACGGCUCGCCCCCGUAAUGGUCCAGCGACAUGUCCUCGCUGGACGGCAUGUGGUUCCAAACGUCAGCGUCGUCCACAAGGAAGUUCUCAAGGUCCAAAAAGGCGUCCCUGUUCAGUCUCACCAAACACAGCCGCGACUUGUAGUCUGUGGCCACCUGGAACUGCACCUUGGUGGAACGGAACAGGCUGAACACGUCAGAGGGACUAGGCACGUCUGUCACCACCAGAAACAAAAUGUCACCGUUUCUGAUGAUUACGUUUUCAUCCGGUUCCAACUUGAGAGGUUCUUGUCUCUUGUGGGCCAAAACAUAAGACCCGUGUUGGGAAACGUCCCUAACAUACAGCCCCAAUAG